Messenger RNA from Pediculus humanus corporis (human body louse), 945 nucleotides. Its product is annotated as protein C9orf78, putative. Gene Ontology annotation, cellular component: spliceosomal complex. The coding region runs from base 1 to 945 and encodes 314 amino acids. NCBI's taxonomy places the organism in Eukaryota, Metazoa, Arthropoda, Insecta, Psocodea, Pediculidae. Gene Ontology annotation, biological process: mRNA splicing, via spliceosome. The transcript is spliced from 5 exons. The record is from RefSeq and is a predicted model, not a curated record.
AUGGCGGAAGGCGAGAGCGAAGCGAAAGACAAAAUUCAAUUUAAUAAAAAGAAAAGGAUUAAAAAUAGGAGGAAAUCGUUGCCGACGAGUGACGAUGACGCAGGAGAAAAUGAAGAUGAUGAUGAUGAUGAUGAUGAUGUUCGCACGAAAUUGGAAGAAAUGAAAAUGUUGCAAAAAUUAAGAGCGAGACCGAACGGUGUCAACAUCGUGGGUUUGGCAUUGGGUAGGAAAAUCGGCGAAGAAGAGGAAGAGGAUAUAGAUGUGAAAGAUCCGUUCAAAACGAAAUCCGGAGGAAUGAUUAAUAUGAAAACGCUCAAAAGUGGUAAAAUAAAAAAAAUGGACGAUGCUUACGACACGGGUAUAGGAACACAAUUUUCAGCUGAAACGAAUAAGAGAGACGAGGAUGAAGAAAUGAUGAAAUUCAUAGAAGAUCAAUUAUCGAAGAAAAAAGGUUUGAUGAAAGAAAAGAAAAGUGGGAAAAGCGAUGAUCAGGAUGAGUCGUCAAAAUCAAAAUAUUGUUCGCCUGAAGAAGCUGCUUUGCAAGCCAUACCGGAUCAUUUGAGAUCAUCAUCGAUGCAAAGAUCGGAAGAAAUGUUGUCGCAUCAAAUGUUGAGCGGAAUCCCCGAAGUUGAUUUGGGAAUCGAUGCCAAAAUUAGAAACAUUGAAGCGACAGAAGAGGCUAAAUUAAAAUUAUUAUGGAGCGAACAUAAUAAAAAAGAAGGACCAUCUCAAUUUGUGCCCAGCAACAUAACCGUUAACUUCAUGCAACAAAACAAAAUGAACCAGGACGAUUUGGAACCUCUUAGAAAAAGACAGAAAAAUUACAAGAGGCCUACUGUGCAAAUAUUGGACGAUGCUAAAAUUGCAAUCAAGAGGAAGGAAGGAGAAAAAGCAACGGAUGAUUAUCAUUACGAAAGAUUUAAGAAACAAUUCAGGCGAUACUAA